AUGGUGGAGGUAGCAGUGUUGUUGUUGGUAGCUAGUGACGGUGGUGGUGAUAGUGACAAUAGUGGAAUGGUGGUGGUAGCCAGUGGCAGUGGUAGUGAUAGUAACAGUAAUGGGGUGGUGAUGGUAGCAACGUUGGUGCUGACAGCAAGUGGUGAUGACAUUGGUGGUGGUUGUGGUGUUGGUGACAAUGACGAAGGUGGUAUUGGUAGUAGUGACAAUGACAGUGACAAUAACAUUGAUGAUGGUGGUGGUGGUGAUAGCAAUGCCGAUGGUAAUGGUAAUGUCAAUGGCGACGAUGAUGACAUUGAUGGUGGUAGUAGUGUUAGUGAUGGCAUCAAGUGUGACAUUGAUGAUAGUGAUGGUAGCAAUGGUGAUGGUGAUGGUGAUGUCAUUGACAAUAGUGGUAGUAGCAAUGCCGAUAGUCAAGAUGGUGCUAUUGGUGGUGCAGUGGUGAUGGUGGUGGCAGCCAAUUAUGAUUAUGAUAAUGGUAGUAGGGUGGUGGUGUGA
This is a messenger RNA of Glycine soja, 507 nucleotides long. Its product is annotated as protein qua-1-like. The record is from RefSeq and is a predicted model, not a curated record. NCBI's taxonomy places the organism in Eukaryota, Viridiplantae, Streptophyta, Magnoliopsida, Fabales, Fabaceae. The coding region runs from base 1 to 507 and encodes 168 amino acids. The transcript has 2 exons.